UAGAACCCACAUAACAACGCUCAGGUAGCCGACUAGUUAAUUGGCGCCAACUUUCCUGCAGGCAAACGCUUCUCAAGUUUUUCCUCAGAAAAAUGUAUCAUGCGUAUUUUAAGACGUUUAAAUUGUAAGUUAAACUUAACUAUUUAAUUUAUGUAUGUUAUAAGCGUUUUAAAUUGUAACUUUAUUCUGUCACUUGCGUAUGUUGUCGCGCAAAUCAUGAAGGGAUGCACACGAGGCCUGAUUUUCUCCCCAAACCUGUUCGGUUAGUGAGUGUCUCACCCACAGCCGGUCAAACUGGAGAGACAGACACUCACAGCUGGAGCACUUACACUGAGGAAACUUUAUUAAGUUAAUUUGUUUUAUCUCGUUUGACUUUACACCCUCAAGAUGAGUGGUCGCCUUUGGACCGAGGAACAGUUCAACUGUCCAGUCUGUUUGGAUCUUCCAACCGACCCCGCGACCAUCCCUUGCGGCCACAGUUACUGCAUGGACUGCAUUGCGGAUUAUUGGAAUAACGAGGGAAGGAAAAACGGCUCCUACAGUUGUCCUGAAUGCCGGCAGACCUUUAACCCUCGUCCCACUCUCUGCCGGAACACAAUGCUGGCCGAAGCUGUGGAGCAGCUCCGCCGCGGUACCCUCAGCACCGCAGGCCGCGAGUCCAUCAAGAGCGCGCGGCGAGCAGCAAACUCCGCGUACGAGAAAGCAAACAAAGCCACCAAAGCCACUCGGAAAAAGCUGCCGGGUUCAGCCGUGCCAUGUGACCGCUGCCCGGAGCCCAAAGCAGCCGUGAAGACAUGUUUGGUGUGCAUGGCCUCGUUCUGCGAGACUCACCUGAAGCCCCACAACACGCAGGAGAAGCUGAAGAGCCACGAGCUGAUCGCGCCCACCGGAGACCUGAGCCAGAAGAUCUGCCCCGAGCACAAGUAUCUGCAGGAGUUCUUCUGCCGCUCCUGCCAGAUGUUCGUCUGCUGGCUCUGCACCAGCAACCAGCACAAGGGCCACGAAAGUGUGUCCACACAGGCCGAGAGGUCAGACAAACAGAAAGAGCUGGGCGCAGUUCUGUCAGAGAACCAUCAGAGGCUCCAGGACAGAGAGAGAGAGCUGAAAGACAUGAAGAAAGUCGUAGACACGCUCACGCGCUCCUCAGACAUGGUGCGAGACGAUGCGGAUGCUGUCCUCUCUGAGCUCCAGGAGUCAGUGCAGCGGAUGCUGGAUCUGCUGCUGGAUGUGAUGGUCUCCAGUGGGCAGGAGAAACUCACAGAGGCCCAGGAAGUGGUCAACAAACUGGAGGCCGAAGUCAAACAGCUGAAGAGAAAAGACGGAGAGCUGAAGGAGAUCAUCAACUGUCCUGACAAUAUACACUUUCUAAAGACAUAUCAGACUCUGUGUUGUCCGCUGGAGGCAGGAGAACUGGGAACUGUGACCGCCAACCCUGAAGCCACCUUUGAUGCCGUCAGGAGCGUCAUUGUCCAGUUUAGGGAGAGAGUGGAGGAGAUGUGUGACCAGGAGCUGGACAAGAUCAACAAGACCGUCUACAACACAACAGCGUUCACAGUGGCAGAACGAAACGGGCAGAAAACUGGCAUCAUGAAACUAUUUUCUGGGAAGGGAACCAGAGCUGGUCGUGCACAAGGACCUCCUCCACUGCCGUCAGUAAGCACACGAGGAUCUGUCAACACACGCACACAAGUCAGCAGAACCAGUGAGCCAAGAGCUAACAGAAGUAUUACGAACCCUCAAAGAUCAUCAAGAUCGCCGAGAGAGGAGCAAAACGACACCAACAGAAACCAAAAUGCAAGGACACAAAGUGAAACACAGAGAAGAGAAGAAAGAGAAAGCAAUGAUGCAGACAUCAGGAGUUUAAAUUCAGUGAGAUCAAGAGGGAGAGCGAGAGGAGAAAACAGAGAUCAGGAAAGUGAAAAUCAGACCUCUCAAAGACGUCAGAGUACACAGAGCAGAAGUACACGAGAUGAAGAACAAGCAGACCGCUGGAGUUUGAGUUCAGUCAGAUCGAGACUGAGGAGAGAGGAUAAAGAACCAGUGAAUGGAGGAUCUCAGAGUCCCUCACAGCAAAGAUCAAACCCUGCAGACAGACAGCAGACAGCCAGACAAUCGGACAGAUGGAGUCUGAGCUCUCUCUUACCCAGAAACAGGAGGAAGAAACAGGACACAGUGAAAGAGGCCACGCCCACUAUACCGGAGGCGGAGACAACGAGGCCUCGUAGCCCCACCUCUGCCAGUGUCUGGGGAGAGCCAACAGAAGUGAAUCCUGCUCUGUUCCUGGACUCACCUACAGACAAUCCCUUCAUCAAUCCAGCUUUCCCUACAUUGCGGGAGAUUAACAUUGACAGCAUUCAGGCUGCAGAGCCCAGAAGCAGAGAAGAGUUCCUGCAGUAUGCUUGUAAUCUGACUCUGGACCAAACCACAGCCCACCGCCGUCUGCUAGUGUCUGAUGGAGACUCGGUGGCCACCCUGCAGCAGACCACACAGCCAUACCCGGACGUCCCGCAGCGCUUCGAUGGCUGGACGCAGGUGCUCUGUCUGCAGCCGCUUACCUCUGACCGCUGCUACUGGGAGGUAGAGUGGAGGGGGCGAGGCUCAUCUGUGGGCGUGGUCAGUGGGUCCAUGCCUCGCAAAGGGGCGGAUUCGAGGGCGGGGCUUGGGUAUAACAGCCAAUCAUGGAGUUUGGAGCUGUCUGACAUGUGCUGCGCAGCCAUGCACGCUAAUCAGAAGGUGGAGAUCCCUGUGACCUACAGCCCUCGUGUCGGGGUGUUCCUGGACAGGAGCGCAGGGACUCUGAGUUUCUAUAGCGUGGAUGACGAGCUGCUGCCUCUUUAUAAGUUUCAGGGCUCGUUCCCGCAGUCGCUGUAUGCUGCGUUCGGGGUGGGCUGUGGCGUCGGGGUCGGCCUGGAUUUUGCCAUGGGGCAGUUCAGCUCCACUUCAGACAGCAUUAAAAUAUGUCCCUUGUGAGCAAAACAAAUCUUUUAACAAAACAAGCGAACAUACAGUACAUCAACUCCGCAUUCUCCAUCUAAAAAUUAAUUUUGAUUCUAACGCUUCUAGUUCACUUUUUGAUUAUUGUCCAUAAUUAGAGAAAUCUUAAUAUUUUAUAAAAAAAUACUUAAUACAGGGCUCGAAAUUUGUCACGGUUUUGGUGGCAUAUGCACCCGAAAUUUAAACUAUGCGAGCCCACAAUAUAUUUGGGAGAAUUUGUGCGACUGUAUAUAAUGGUUGUAGUGCUAAAAACGUGCUGAAUUGGUCUUCCCUACCGCGUAGACCUUAUAUUGGUUCAUAUUGGCUGCCAGUCACUCAAGGCUUUCUGCCAUCAGAUGACCGGGAGCUUUUAUGACCACAGGAAAAUGCAAACGGCUAAAGUUUGAGGAAGAAACAAUGAAAAGUAGGCGACACAGGUUUGCAAACCCACCUAAAGUUACAAAUAAUGACACCGAUGAUAUCGAUCAUGUGGUGAAUGUUCAUUCACCAGCCGAGAUCAACCGAGUGUUCAACCAACGCACAUUCAAGACAGCAUGAUAAUGAGAAAUGUAAUAAAGUGUUAGAAUUGUUGUGAUUGACGUCAUUAAUAAUAUUUUACAAUUAUUGGACGUUAAUUUUGGAAUUAUUGCACAAAUAUCAAUACCGCAUCACAGCAUUAGAUAUAGUUGUUUCUGGUUUUUGUUAGUCCUGAUUGAUGUUGUUUUCAAAUACAAUAAAUUUGUUAAUAUACAAUUUGCAGUGGCGCUUAUAAACUUUUGGUGGG
This is a messenger RNA of Danio rerio (zebrafish), 3757 nucleotides long. The record is from RefSeq and is a predicted model, not a curated record. Lineage: Eukaryota; Metazoa; Chordata; Actinopteri; Cypriniformes; Danionidae.